AUGAAGUCUGCUAUAGUUUUGGUGGUACUAAUCGCGGCCGCGUCUUUGGCGGAUGCUUUCAUCGUCAACUCUAAAGAAACAUUGUCCAGAAAACGUCGUAGAAUUCUAGGACUCAGCAUCCCGAACUUAAUUGGCGUUGGUGUCACCUUAGGCAAAACUACACCCAGGCCCACUGUAGUCGCACCAUCGCCUCAGAUGUUACACUUCAACGAGAAGUCGAGGCACCAUCACCGACACCGCAGCAAACAAACAACGAAAAUACUUCGGGAAAUACCAAUCGGCUUGGGCUAG
This is a messenger RNA of Arctia plantaginis, 291 nucleotides long. NCBI's taxonomy places the organism in Eukaryota, Metazoa, Arthropoda, Insecta, Lepidoptera, Erebidae. The record is from the annotation of a GenBank genome assembly.